Messenger RNA from Cyprinodon tularosa, 1855 nucleotides. RefSeq names its product ATG5 autophagy related 5 homolog (S. cerevisiae) (gene atg5). Bases 185 to 1012 code for a protein of 275 amino acids. The record is from RefSeq and is a predicted model, not a curated record. Gene Ontology annotation, cellular component: phagophore assembly site membrane; Atg12-Atg5-Atg16 complex; cytoplasm. Gene Ontology annotation, biological process: autophagy of mitochondrion; cellular response to nitrogen starvation; C-terminal protein lipidation. Lineage: Eukaryota; Metazoa; Chordata; Actinopteri; Cyprinodontiformes; Cyprinodontidae. The transcript has 8 exons.
GUAAAUUAUGAUUUCCGGGUUAUAGCAGCAGCAGAUGACAACAUUGUAAGGCCCGUCUUUCCAUUCAGACUGUCUCCCAAACAUCGUCAAAAACUGAAGGAAGCUAUUAAUAUUUUGGGAUCCAUCUCUCUGCUUUUGGGGGAUUUAUCAUUUAUGUCCUACUGGGAAGAGCAACAGCAGCAUCAUGGCAGAUGACAAGGACGUGUUGAGAGAUGUUUGGUUCGGCCGGAUCCCCACAUGCUUCACUCUGAAUCCAGAUGAGGUGACUGAAAGGGAGGCAGAAGCAUACUAUCUGCUGCUACCCAGGGUGAGCUACCUGCCUGUUGUCACAGACAAGGUGAAGAAACACUUCCAGAAAGUGAUGAGGGCAGAGGACGUGGAGGAGAUGUGGUUCGAGUAUGAAGGAACGCCACUCAAAUGGCACUACCCUAUAGGAGUUCUGUUUGAUCUUCAUGCCUCCAAUACAGUCUUACCCUGGAACAUCACUGUGCACUUUAAGAAUUUCCCAGACAGGGACCUGCUGCACUGCUCGUCCAACUCCGUAGUGGAGGCUCACUUCAUGUCCAGCAUCAAGGAGGCGGACGCCCUCAAGCAUAAGAGCCAAGUCGUCAAUGACAUGCAGAAAAAAGACCACAAGCAGCUGUGGAUGGGCCUGCAGAAUGAUAAGUUUGACCAGUUCUGGGCAAUGAACAGGAAGCUGAUGGAAUAUCCCACUGAGGAUGGAGGCUUUAGAUACAUCCCCUUCAGGAUAUACCAGACGCUGAGCGACAGGCCUUUCAUCCAGAAACUUUUUCGUCCCGUUUCACCUGAAGGCAACGCACACACGCUUGGCGACCUCCUGAAGGAGAUGUACCCAGAUGCUUUGACAAAUGAUGGUGAGGUGAAGCGUUACCAGGUCCUGAUCCACGGCAUCGAACCUCUGCUGGAGACUCCUCUACAGUGGCUCAGCGAACACCUGAGCCAUCCUGACAGCUUCCUGCACAUCUGCGUCGUCCCUGUGCCCACAGACUGAGGCCCCACCUCUACACCCUAUCGUGCCAAUGACUCAUCGACCAAUCACCUGCCAGCGGGGUAACCUCAUGGUUACAUGGUAGCACUUCUCUCUGGAGACUUGGGACUAACAGACAAUAAUGGAGGACGAUCUGAAUAUUUGAUAUAAAUAUGACAUGACAGGAAAUGCGACGAUUGACAAAUGUCCCACGUUUGUUGACAUCUCCAUCAGGUCAUCACUCCUCCUUUCUCCUCAGAAACUCUGAACGCAAACGACGAAGAGAACUUUUCUUCAGCGUUUCUGUUCGGUUCCAUAUAUUCUCCAAAUAACCAAAUAUAUACACCGGGGGCAAACCUAUUUUUUAAAUCUCCCUCCUCCUUCUCGUUAUCAGGCUGUCUUGGAAACAGGGAAGCUGUAUUUUUGCUCGUUUUUUUGUGGAGGACGAUGUGGCGUCAGGUUCUGCUGAAGUUGCCUUAGAUGUCACACUCUUGCAUCAUGACUGACAUGAUGCUGAUCAGUUUACAUCACAGCCUAGAGAAAUGCUCACCUUUAAAGAAUAAUAUAUCAAAACUGUUCUGUUGCACCAAUUUAAAUUAAGCGCUUGAGCGAUGAACGGCCCUGGAGGUUUUGCAGAAUUCCCAGGAAUUGGGUUGGAAUAAACUCUUCUUAGGUCUGCUGAGUUCAAACUCUAAUUCUGAGCUAUCUGAAAGAACAAUUUAGAACGUCUAAAUUUCUAUAGAGCACUAUUCUUUUCCUGUUAAUGAAAUGUUAGUUUAACUUAAAUAAACAAUUUGUUUCAUUCUUCCUUAUAUUCUAUUAAAACAUGAGUUUAGAAACCUGUGAUUAUUAAACUAACGGUUAAAC